This is a messenger RNA of Fusarium sp. VM40, 807 nucleotides long. The record is from the annotation of a GenBank genome assembly. Lineage: Eukaryota; Fungi; Ascomycota; Sordariomycetes; Hypocreales; Nectriaceae.
AUGACAGCAGAUCUCCCAAAUAAACAAAAGGGCCGCGAGCUGGAUCGCGUAAAGAGGACUAAAGAUGGAGUCACUCAGUUGCCGCGAAAAAAGUUCUAUCGCCAGCGAGCGCACGCAAAUCCCUUCUCCGACCAUAUCCCCAGGUCUCCAGAUGAUAUGGAUUGGUCUCCAUAUUUCCCACAUUACGUUCAACAGGGAGCGUCGAAAGAUUCAUCAAAGCCUCCUCGUCUGACAAAGGAUGUAGAAAUUGUCGAUAUUGGCUGCGGAUUUGGUGGUCUUUCGGUAGCCCUGGCACCCAAGUUGCCCGAUACACUCACACUCGGCUUGGAGAUCCGCGCGCAAGUGGCAGGCUAUGUCCAAGAGCGCAUAAAAGCUUUGCGAUCACAGAAUUCAGACAACAUGUAUCAAAACGUGGGCUGCAUCAGAGCAAACACUAUGAAGUUCCUUCCCAACUUUUUCAAGAAGAGUCAACUAUCCAAGAUCUUCAUCUGCUUUCCUGACCCUCAUUUCAAGGCUAGGAAACACAAGGCCAGAAUUGUGUCGACAACGCUGAACUCGGAGUAUGCCUAUGCGCUUCGGCCGGGAGGUAUUGUGUAUACUAUCACAGAUGUGGAGGACCUGCAUCUGUGGAUGGUCCAGCAUCUUGAAGCUCACCCUGCCUUUGAAAGGGUCUCCAAGGAAGAUGAAGAGGCAGAUGAAUGUGUCCAGGUUAUGUCAACUGAGACUGAAGAAAGCAAGAAGGUCACAAGGAAUAACGGCCAGAAGUUCGUAGCGUUGUUUCGGAGACUUGAGGAUCCUCCGUGGUAG